This is a messenger RNA of Paramecium pentaurelia, 499 nucleotides long. The record is from the annotation of a GenBank genome assembly. NCBI's taxonomy places the organism in Eukaryota, Ciliophora, Oligohymenophorea, Peniculida, Parameciidae.
UAUGUCAUUAAUAGAUUAUAUAGAGGAUGAUUAGACUUACUAAUUUACUAAAUACAUGUAGCUUGUAAAGGUAUUUUGAUAAUUGAUUCUAUUAGACUGAAGAAGACAAAAUACUUUUUGAUAGAUUUGCAUAUGGAGUUUGUGAUCCAUAAAUUAAAUAUCAAAAUGAUAAAUAGAAAAAGAAAAUGAUAAUCCUUACCAUUCUAUAAUUGUGUUAAAGGUUAUUAAUAAUAAUAAUAUAGAAAUAAAUGUGUGACUUUUGAUAAAAUAUAACAAGCUUGUUAUUUAAAUUCUAGAGCUGAGAUUGAACAAUUAUUAAUUGAUCUCAUUCAAAAAGAAUUGAUUAUUGGCACAAUUGAUGAUCAAAAAGGAUGUUUAAAUAUCUAAAGAUGUAUCAGCAGAGAUGUUAGAAAAUCUGAUAUUCCAACAAUGAAGAAUUAAAUUGAAUCCAUGUACGAGAGAGUAAAACAUUUGAAAGAAUAGUUAAAAAAAUAAUGAA